CUCUUUUUCUCACUGAACAAAACAAAGCUCUGAACUUCUUUUCGCCUCUGUUCCAGCCCAAUUAACCUUCCUUGGCGCUUCCCUCUGUUACCCGAAAUUCAAAUUAUUCAGGACAGUAAAUUGAGAUGGAGACUGCAAUUGUUCCGGUUACCAUGCCUAAUACACCUAUUACUCAUAUCGAGAACGGUGAGUCACUUGGUUCUGAAGUGCAGCCGAAUAAACGGAAGAGGAAGAAGUCUAUUGUGUGGGAUUAUUUUACCGAGGAGAUUGUCGGAGAUGGAUCUAUCAGGGCCUUCUGUAAUCAGUGCAAGAGGUCAUUUGCUUACAUUACUGGUUCAAAGGUAGCUGGAACUAGCCACCUCAAAAGACACAUUGAGUUGGGUAUCUGCCCCGUGAGUCGUCAGAGAAAUCAACAGAUGUCGGACCCUAAAACUGGUAAUGCCAUUGAUGGAACUCGAAAAAGACAACGAGUAACAUAUAGAACAGAAAACAUCCCUUUUAACCAAGAGAACUGCAACCAUGAGAUAGCUAAGAUGAUCAUAAUGCAUGAGUAUCCCCUCCACAUUGUAGAACACUCUGGUUUUAUUGAUUUUGUUCAGACUCUCCAACCCCAGUUCAAUAUGGUAAGUUUCAACACUAUUCAAGGAGAUUGUGUCGCUCUGUACUUGAAAGAGAAGCAGAUCCUUCUCAAUUUCAUCAAUGAAAUCCCAGGCCGGGUCAGCCUUGCAUUAGAUUUGUGGAUUUCAAAUCAAACUGUGGGCUAUGUUUUUCUAAGAGGACAAUUCAUCGAUAGUGAAUGGAAUUUGCAUCGUUGCCUGCUUAAUGUAGUCACGGUACCCUCUCCUGAUUCAGACGGUGCCUUACAGCAAGCUGUCAUUUCUUGUCUAUCUGAUUGGCAUUUGGAGGACAGGCUAUUUACCCUUACACUUGAUCAGUCCUUCUCGAACGAGAGCAUAAACGAAAGCCUAAGAGCUCUGUUUUCUGUCAGGAAUCCUUAUGUGCUUCAUGGUCAGUUAUUGAUUGGAAACUGCUUUGCUCGAGUUAUAAGUCUUCUUGCACAAGAGGCACUAUGGGCUGUAGGGGAAACCGUGAACAAAAUCCGGGAUUGUGUCAAGUUUGUGAAAACUUCAGAUACACACGAGGAGACAUUUUUCCAUUUAAAGGAACAACUUAAAUACUCCAGCUCGAAAGACAUAUUCAUCGACGACCAAACAAAAUGGAACACGACAUAUGACAUGUUGUUGGUUGCCUGCGAACUAAAGCAGGUAUUUCUUUGCUUGGAGACCUCCAUUCCCGAUUAUAGCAUAGCCCCAUCAAUGGAUGAUUGGAAGCAAAUAGAAAUUCUCUGCACAUACCUGAAGCUUUUCUUUGAUGCUGUCAGUAUUUUAACCACCCAAACAUGCCCGACUGCCAGUGCAUUCUAUCAUGAAGUGUCAAAAGUUCAAUUAGAGUUGACGCAUGCCUCAAUGAGCAAUGACCCUUCUAUCAGCAGCUUGACCAAGCCUUUGAAGGAGAAGUUUGAUAGUUACUGGAGUGACUGCUUCUUAGCUUUGGCAAUUGGUGUGGUAAUGGAUCCAAGGUUCAAAAUGAAGCUUGUUGAGUUUAGCUUCUCUAGGAUAUAUGGUGACGAUGCUGGAAUUUGGAUUAAGAUCGUUGAUGAUGGGAUUCAUGAGCUCUACCUUGAAUAUACCGCACAAGAAGUUCAUCCAGCUAAAAUGUUUGUGGAAGAACAGAACGAAAGCAGUAUCCCUGAAGAGAAUGGGAGCAUCAUCCCCAAAAUUGAACACCCUGAAGAAGGAUACCUUCACGGACUACUCGAAGAGGGAUAUCUUAAAGAGGGACCAUCUGAACAAGUAGCUUGUCAUGAAACGCCCCAGCCGGAAGUAGCAUCCCGAGAAGUACCUUCUCAAGAUCCUCUUAUUUCUGUUGGAGAUGGACUUUCAGAUUUUGAUGUCUAUAUCUCUGAGAUCAGUGGUAGCCAGCAAACAAAAUCGGAAUUGGAUCAAUAUCUCGAAGAGUCUCUUUUGCUGCGGGAACAAGAUUUCAAUAUUUUGAGCUGGUGGAAACUAAACAAGACAAAGUAUCCUAUUCUCUGGAGGAUGGCUUCCGACAUUAUGUCAAUCCCAUUUUCUACCGUUAAUCCUGAUUCCAUUUUUGACACGGAGAGAAAAAAGAUGAACAAUUACAACAGUUCAUUACGACCGGUGACACUCGAAGCUCUCAUGUGCGCAAAGGAUUGGCUUCAGUAUGGAGUAUCAGAGAGUUGGAUGCAAUUGUGAAGAUGGAAUUCAAGAUUGCAGAUUUUGUUUUCAAUCUUCUGCAGGAUAUGAUAGUUAGGACUCUUAGUUGUGCUUCCCAUGUCAGUAUAAUUCCCCCCCCCCCACACAUGCAUUUAGAUGUUUUGUAGGCUUUUUAUUAGCUGCUAAUGGAAUUGACAUCAUUCUUCACAUAAUUUUUUCUUUGU
Hibiscus syriacus is the source of this 2464-nucleotide messenger RNA. Its product is annotated as zinc finger BED domain-containing protein DAYSLEEPER-like. The transcript is spliced from 2 exons. Gene Ontology annotation, molecular function: protein dimerization activity; DNA binding. Bases 126 to 2279 code for a protein of 717 amino acids. The record is from RefSeq and is a predicted model, not a curated record. NCBI's taxonomy places the organism in Eukaryota, Viridiplantae, Streptophyta, Magnoliopsida, Malvales, Malvaceae.